Thalassophryne amazonica is the source of this 1631-nucleotide messenger RNA. RefSeq names its product leukocyte surface antigen CD53-like. The coding region runs from base 569 to 1249 and encodes 226 amino acids. Lineage: Eukaryota; Metazoa; Chordata; Actinopteri; Batrachoidiformes; Batrachoididae. Gene Ontology annotation, cellular component: membrane. The transcript has 9 exons. The record is from RefSeq and is a predicted model, not a curated record.
AAUCUAGAGCCCAUGGACCCCCACGGGCAACGCACUAGAUUCAUUUUAACUUUCCUGUGGUGGUGUACAGAGACAAUAGCACAAAAAAAAACCCCACCUGGGUCACUGUCCAAACACUUAUGGUCCAGACUGUACUAACCUCACAGUUUCUGUUUCUCGGCACCAUCAGAGUUCAAGUGUCGGUUAUUAACAUACUUUUUUAAGGUGCAUCAGCGAUAUCUUUGGUUUUGUGCUUUUGCUGAGUUUUAUUUUAGUUUGUUGACCGCCGACUUUCGCUGUCGCACUUCUUCCAUGUAACAUACAUUUAAAAAAAGAAUAUAAAAAAACGGGAAGUGAGAAGGGGUGCUGAAAGCCCCGAGCUGCUUUUAACACUUGACAGCAUGAUGAGAAGGGGAAGUGAAGCGCAAAGUUGAGUAAAACAGGACACAAAAAGGACACAGACGCUUUGUUCUUCCACAUUGAACCAGAAAAUUUUUCGUGAAACUGCUGAUAAUACAGGAAGCGUGACAGCUCGUCAUCAUUUCCUCGCACUGUGACAUACGUACGGUUCGACCGGCGACGUUCCACGAUGGCUCAAGGCUGUCUCAAGUGUUUGAAGUUGACCAUGUGCGCUGCCAACUUCCUUUGUUUUAUCUGCGGUGUGGUACUGCUGAGCUUGGGCAUUUACGCAAUGGUCAACUUCAAAUUUCAUUCGCUUCUGCCUAGCUUGGCCAGCUUCAACAUAGCCAACGUGUUGCUGAUCAGUGGAAUCAUCAUCACCUGCGUAUCCUUCCUGGGCUUCCUGGGUGCUCUGAAGGAGAACCGCUGUCUACUGUUGACGUUUUUCGUGCUGCUCUUUCUUCUGAUGCUGGCGGAGCUGACGGCUGCCUGCUUCCUUUUGGUCAAAGACAAAGAGAUCGGUCAGUGGCUGGAGAAAGACCUCAAAGCUGGUCUGGAAAAAGGAAAAGGAAAGUUUGGAAAUUCUACAGAUGUGUUCAGCGAGUGGGAACUGGUUCAGAACACGUUUCAGUGCUGCGGAGUCCAUAAUGCAUCUGACUGGGGAGACAAAAUAGUAACAGCCUGUCCUACAAGUACACCCUUAUCCAAACAGAAGGGUUGUUUGGAUAAGUUGAGGAUCUGGUUUGAAGACAAUUUCCUGACCAUCGGCAUCUCCAUCAUCAUUCUCUGUAUUAUCGAGGUUCUGGGAAUGUGUUUCGCCAUGACGCUCUUCUGCCACAUCAGCAGAUCUGGACUCGGCUACAAGUUAUAGAACUUGGCGUGAGAGUGGACACCGUUUAUUGUACAGUUUUGUUCGUCAAACAUCGGAUCGACUGCAGAAGACCUGACAGAAUGUUUCUUCCAUGAGAAAAUGAACAUAAAAUCACAAACUAAGCAAUAAAAUGUUAAUGACGACAUCGAGUUUCAGGUUGUUAAAAACGUUUCUGGAAAACACCUCAUUUUGCUGUGACUAAAGCUGUAAAUUGUUAUGCUCUGAAAUGCAGCUGAUCAUUAUAUCUUUAUUUUUUUUCAGCAUCUUUACAUUGUAUAUUUUACGAAAGAAACCAUUUGUGGAACUGUAACAUGCCUGAUUGCAGACGGUGUGACAUGAAUCUUAAAUCUGAAACUAACCCAAUAAAGUAUUAAUUACAGUA